AAAGCCUCAUAUCCCAUUCUCUCUCUCUUCUUUCUCUCUCCUUUCUUGUCUCUAAAAUGAAAUGUCAGAAAACUCAAAGUUAGCUCCUUUUUAAAUUAUAUUAUAUUGGGUUUCUUCCCAUUUUUGGUUUUGACUUGAGAGAUUCAACAUUGAAGAGCUCUCAUAUCAUAGACAUGUCUGUUGUGUCAGCUGAGCAUAACGUCAGAGGGGUACCCACUCAUGGUGGACUCUAUGUUCAGUACAACAUCUACGGUAACCUCUUCGAAGUUUCAAAGAAGUAUGUCCCUCCUAUUCGCCCUGUUGGUAGAGGAGCUUAUGGUAUUGUUUGUGCUGCUGUAAAUGCGGAGACACGCGAGGAAGUUGCCAUUAAGAAGGUUGGCAAUGCAUUUGACAAUAGAAUAGAUGCCAAAAGGACCUUACGAGAAAUUAAACUUCUUCGGCACAUGGAUCAUGAGAAUGUGAUGUCCAUUAAAGAUAUUAUACGACCUCCACAGAAGGAGAACUUCAAUGAUGUGUACAUUGUUUCUGAGUUAUUGGACACGGAUUUGAAUCAAAUAAUACGUUCCAAUCAACCAUUGAAUGAUGAUCAUUGUCGGUAUUUUCUGUAUCAGUUGUUGCGAGGGCUCAAAUAUAUACAUUCAGCAAAUGUUUUACACCGUGAUCUUAAGCCUAGCAAUCUGCUACUGAAUGCCAAUUGUGACCUUAAGAUUGGAGACUUUGGUCUUGCUAGAACUACAUCUGAAACUGAUUUUAUGACUGAGUAUGUGGUUACUCGAUGGUACCGAGCUCCCGAAUUGCUUCUUAAUAGUUCAGAAUACACAGCAGCAAUUGAUGUAUGGUCCGUUGGUUGUAUAUUUGGUGAAAUCAUAACAAGACAACCCCUUUUUCCUGGCAAAGAUUAUGUUCAUCAGCUGAGACUGAUCACAGAGCUGAUAGGUUCACCUGAUGAAGCUAGCCUUGGAUUUCUACGAAAUGAUAAUGCUCGUAGAUACAUAAAACAGCUUCCACAAUAUCCAAAGCAAAACUUUUCUGCUAGAUUUCCCAACAUGUCUCCCGGUGCUGUUGAUUUGCUAGAGAAGAUGCUUGUCUUUGAUCCAAACAGGCGCAUUACAGUUAAUGAGGCAUUGUGCCACCCAUACAUGGCACCUCUCCAUGAUAUCAAUGAGGAACCUGUUUGUGCCAGACCUUUCAGUUUUGACUUUGAGCAACCUUCAUUCACUGAAGAAGUUAUCAAGGAACUUAUCUGGAGAGAAUCUGUGAAUUUCAAUCCUGAUCCACCAAUUUACUGAGAUUUUGUAUUUACUUAGUAUAUGCUUAGUGAAAUAUUAUGAUGGACUAAUUUACAAGUUAUGGCACUACUUGGGAAGUUGCAGUUCUCCACAAGAUAUGAAACAUGUCGGAGUCAUUGAGAUUGUUGUGAGGUGUCUUUCAUUUCAGUCUCAUCUCAGAUUCUUGGAUAAUCAUUUUGUUGAGAUGUACCGUAGAAACGAUCAGAAGAUGAGCUGCAUUACUCAAAGGUUUCAGCAGAAUAUUCAAGAGCCCUGCUCCUUGUUGGUGUAUUUCUAUUUUUCAGCUUAGACUUAGGGACCAUAGUGUAGUGCACUGUUGCUUCCAGUUUUUUUUUUUUAUCCUUUAGACCAAGGAAAAUACACAAGAAAACUUCUUCAUUUGUGGGGACAGACAUUAUCCCAUUGUAAGACAUAAAAUGGAAUGGUUUGUUAAGAGUUCAAAAUAUUUAAUAAAAUU
Molecule: messenger RNA, 1746 nt
Organism: Gastrolobium bilobum
Lineage: Eukaryota; Viridiplantae; Streptophyta; Magnoliopsida; Fabales; Fabaceae
Product: mitogen-activated protein kinase homolog MMK2
Exons: 6
Coding region: 174-1289 (371 amino acids)
Biological process (GO): intracellular signal transduction; protein phosphorylation
Cellular component (GO): nucleus; cytoplasm
Molecular function (GO): MAP kinase activity; ATP binding
Source: RefSeq, a predicted model, not a curated record